Dromaius novaehollandiae (emu) is the source of this 736-nucleotide messenger RNA. It is a transcript of the gene PSCA, whose product is annotated as prostate stem cell antigen. The transcript has 3 exons. The coding region runs from base 136 to 504 and encodes 122 amino acids. The record is from RefSeq and is a predicted model, not a curated record. Gene Ontology annotation, cellular component: plasma membrane. NCBI's taxonomy places the organism in Eukaryota, Metazoa, Chordata, Aves, Casuariiformes, Dromaiidae.
UGGUCCAGUGUGCAACCUCGCUCAGGUGCCUUCACGGGGAAACCUUCCAGGCACGCACGAUUGCUGCCUCCCGCAGUAUAAAACGUGCCCCAAAAGGAGACAAUCUGCACACUGUGCGAGAGAAGCCACCCUAAAAUGAAGGCUUUGCUUGUCCUCCUGGUGAUAGCAGCCCUGUGCAUGGACUCAGGUUCUUCUUUGAAAUGUUACAGCUGCACGGCACAGGUCAGCAACUCCAACUGUAAGAUGCCUGUGGAAUGUAAGGAUUCGGAAACGUGCAAGACAGACGUGAUCGGAGUCGUAGGGCUCUUCAGCGUCAUCAGUAAGGGCUGUGCUUUGUCAUGUGCACCAUCUUACCAAGACUUCACCGUGGGGAACAGGAAUGUCUCCUGCUGCAGCAAUGACCUCUGCAACGUCAAUGCAGCAGACGGUGUGAGGUGCAGCUAUGGGAUGGCAGCAGUGAUAUCAGCCAGCAUGCUCUGCACCUUCCUGAACAGCAGACUGUGAGAAGCAGAGGAGACUCCCAGGGCCAUAGAAAGCCUUGGAGCACUGCUGUCACAGCAGAAAUUGUAGCGUGGAGCAAUUUGUUGCCCUGGGCACACAGCAUACUUGGAGCUGAUGGCAGAUCUUUGCCUUAUGAUAGCUUCUUCGUGACUGUUAUUUUAUUUCUGUACUGCUGCUAAAUAAGAGUGUGUGUGUGUGUGUUUACUGAAUAAAACCGAAUACAUUUAUGUCCGAA